ACCUUCACAUCACGCCAAGAUGAAAUCGGCCCUCGUCUUCAUCACCGUCCUUUGUCUGUGGAUCGGAGCGGAUGCCAGCCGUUGCCGCAAUCCUGCCGGAAACUGCGAUUGUCCCUCUGGAUGGGCAAAGUUUGGCUGCAACUGUUUCAAAUACAUAUCCACAUCGUCCGACUGGACUACUGCUGAGAAAACAUGCAACAACCACGGCGGCAACCUGGCCUCUAUCCAGAGUGCCGAUGAGUACAACUUCGUCAGAGGCCUGAUCCGUGCAGCAACAGGCUCAAACACUCGCGUUUGGGUCGGAGCCCAUGAUGAAACUAAAGAAGGACACUGGCUGUGGAGUGACGGCACCAAGUUUCAGUUCAAUCUUUGGGGAGCAGGGCAGCCCAGCAAUGGUGGUGGAACUGAGAACUGCAUGGAGCUGAACUGGAACAAUGCUCCAAAUGACCACCAGUGCUAUGUUCGCAAACCAUUCAUCUGCUCUCAACCACUGUAAUCCUCCUCUUCCUGGUGGAAUGCCUCUGUCCAGCAGAAGGUGGUCUUGUGAUAGCAGAUGGAUCAUCAUCAUCUCUGUUAUCUUUCAACUCAAUAAAUA
Synchiropus splendidus (mandarinfish) is the source of this 595-nucleotide messenger RNA. Its product is annotated as galactose-specific lectin nattectin-like. The transcript is spliced from 7 exons. Lineage: Eukaryota; Metazoa; Chordata; Actinopteri; Syngnathiformes; Callionymidae. The record is from RefSeq and is a predicted model, not a curated record. The coding region runs from base 20 to 496 and encodes 158 amino acids.